UAAAACCCUAAAAAAUCUAAACCCUACUUUAAAAUCAAACGCUUUUUCUCCGCUAGAUUUUUAAUUCCAUCUCUACUCUUCUCUCUCUCUCUCUCUCUCUCUCUCUCUCUCUCUCUGUGAAACAAAGUAGGUCUCAACUCUCUCAGUACAUUUUCCCGGAAUCCAAACACCCCAUUACGCGAAAUCAGUUCUCUCCUUCUUGAUCCCCCGCAAAUGGAUUCGCGGGAAGUUCCGCAGCAGCAGCAGCAGCCGCCGCCUCCUCAGCAGCAGAACAUGAUGGUGGGUCCGCCUUCCUACCAAACGUCCAUGCCCAACAGCAACCUAAACCCCAAUUCGGGUCCCAUGAUGGGCGGGCCUAACCCGGCCCGGUUCCCGUUCAAUGCCGUGCCUCAGCAGCAGCAGCAGCAGCAGCCCACAUCGAAGCCGCAGAUGGAUUCUCUGAGCCCCAGUCCGUACGACGGGUCGCUGAGGCCCUGCGGCAGCGGCGGAGGGUUCAGCAUCGACUCUUCUUCGGCUUCGGCGGCGAAGAAGAAGCGCGGGCGGCCCAGGAAGUACUCACCCGACGGCAACAUUGCGUUGGGAUUGGCUCCCACGCAGAUGCCCUCGACGGCUUCGACAGCCGCGGCGGGGCCCCACGGGGAGUCGAGUGGCACAAUGUCUUCGGACCCCCCGGCCAAGAAGAACCGAGGGAGGCCCCCGGGUUCGGGCAAGAAGCAAUUGGACGCUUUGGGAGCUGGUGGGGUUGGGUUCACGCCUCAUGUUAUUAUGGUGCAAGCCGGCGAGGAUAUUGCAGCAAAGGUUAUGUCCUUCUCACAACAAGGACCCCGUACGGUUUGUAUUCUCUCGGCAAAUGGGGCCAUCUGCAAUGUUACCCUUCGCCAGCCAGCAAUGUCUGGUGGUACUGUCACAUAUGAGGGUCGAUUUGAGAUUAUAUCGCUUUCAGGUUCCUACUUGUUUUCUGAAAAUAAUGGGAACCGCAGCAGAAGUGGUGGUUUGAGUGUAUCCUUGGCAGGGUCUGAUGGCCAAGUUUUGGGUGGUGGAGUUGCGGGCAUGCUGGUGGCAGCAUCACCGGUACAGGUCAUUGUGGGUAGUUUUAUUGCUGAUGGGAAAAAAUCCAACUCCAACUUCCUAAAAUCUGGGCCUUCUUCUCCACCACCAUCUCAAAUGUUGAAUUUCGGUGCACCGAUGACAGCGGCCAGCCCCUCCUCUCAAGGAGCCUCAAGUGAGUCAUCCGAUGAGAAUGGUAGUAGCCCUCUCAACAGGGGACCUGUGCUCUACAAUAAUGCUAGUCAACCCAUUCAUAAUAUGCAGAUGUACCAAAUAUGGGGUCAAGCUCAACAGUGAAGAGGAAAAUGCUUCCAGGUUACCAGUACAGCGCAUUCGGGUAUUGACUGCAUUAUUCUACCUAGUGGAUAGGGAGGAGGGGGGGUGGGUGGUGGGUGGGGGGACAACUCACAGGGGAUUAUUUUAGUUCUAGGUUGAGUUUUUGUUUUCUUUUUUGCUUUCAAAGUAGUUCACACUUUCCCUUUCUCUCUCUAAAUAUGAUUAAAACAUGGGCUAUUGUUGAUAGCUGAGAAUAUGCCGCCUGUCCCUUAGGUUCUCAUGAGUUAAAUUGCAUUUAAAAUAUUUUCUCGUUCUUUCUAUUUUUCAUUUUUCUUUGUUUCCCAGCUAGGAGUAUCUGACUUAAUAUGUAAACUUGUUUUACGAAUAUAAAAUUUCAUGGCAGUCUUGAAUA
This is a messenger RNA of Prunus avium (sweet cherry), 1735 nucleotides long. RefSeq names its product AT hook motif DNA-binding family protein. The record is from RefSeq and is a predicted model, not a curated record. Gene Ontology annotation, molecular function: minor groove of adenine-thymine-rich DNA binding. NCBI's taxonomy places the organism in Eukaryota, Viridiplantae, Streptophyta, Magnoliopsida, Rosales, Rosaceae.